This is a messenger RNA of Nycticebus coucang (slow loris), 5157 nucleotides long. RefSeq names its product G protein-coupled receptor associated sorting protein family member 3 (gene GPRASP3). The transcript has 4 exons. The record is from RefSeq and is a predicted model, not a curated record. The coding region runs from base 1176 to 2819 and encodes 547 amino acids. NCBI's taxonomy places the organism in Eukaryota, Metazoa, Chordata, Mammalia, Primates, Lorisidae.
CAGGGGCUGUGUAGAGCCCUUUGCCCAGCCGGCGGGCGGUGGGUGGCGUUUGCUACUCCGGGGCCUAAUUCCGGUGAGGCGCCUGUUGGGCCGCGCGUCCGGGGUGCUGUCCUUUCUCACAGGCUCCAGCUUGAAGUCAAAGUCUCCUGUGUGCAUGGUAGUUUAGGUUAAUUCUACACAUGUGGAACUGUGAGUGAUUAGAUUAUGAAGAUACCAAAAUGAAGUAUUCAUUUACCUUUCCAUACAACACUGUUUUAUUGCCUUCACUAUUUAAAGCUCAACACCUGUUUUAGUGCAAACAAAUAGGCAGGAUGAGGAGUUGGUCGAAUUUCACAGCCCGCCUGGAUUCAUGUACAUAGUGUAGCAUUAAUCCACCCUUCUCAUUCAGCAUUUGUUUUCUCAGCAUUCCAAUCCAUCUUAAAUAAUUUGUUGACCUGUGGGAAUGGGGUUUCAGACUAAAGAGGAAAUAUUUCUGAAAGGGUCAAUUUAUAACUUGAAAUUAAUCUGCCUUUUAAAUUUCUGAUUCUAGAAAUCCAUCUCCAACUGCAGACACCCCUCUCAGCCCCUCUCAUUUUGGAACAAAAACAGUCCCACAGAAGAAUUCAUGAUAUUUCUGACGAUGAGUGUCUGAGGAGCUGUGAAAGUUGGGAGGCUUCAUUUACAUGGUUCCUGAUUCUCAAAAAGGAGGAUGGGACUCUUCUCCAGCUAGAAGGCUCUUCUUUGGUGGGAAGGAUAGAAUCUUCUGAGGACCCCUGUGGAAUGGGCAGACUGGCAUAGGUGGUCAAUAAGGUACAUCUAGGUCUGUGUACGGGUCAACUAUAGAGCUAAUCAACACUGGAAGCAAGGAAGAAGAAAAAAAUCGUGCCCUAUCAGUGCAGGUCCAUCUACAGGUGUGUCUGUGGUGGCUUUGGAUUGGCAGAAGAUCAUUACCUUCAACAGGUGUGCACUUUGGAACCAUCAUCUUCCACAUCCUGAGCUGCCUCUACUCUCUGUCUGUAUUAUUGACAGAGACUUUGUAUUUGGAAAGGGGACUGUGUGAUUGCUAUACUGAAAACUGACUCUUACUUGUGCUACCAAAUUUAGCCCUGACCCAGUGGAAGAGUUUUAAGACAUCAACCUGGGACACUGAUAACCGAGGCCAAGACUAGACAGGGCUGUAUAAUUGAGCUUCAGCCAUGACUGGGGCUAAGAAUAAGAGUAGAGCCCAGGCUAAAACUGAAAAAAGGGCUUGUGUACAGGCUAAAGCUGCAACAGAGAAGGAGGCUACUCCUGUAGUGAGGCCUGUAGCCAAGCCCCGGGUCAAAGCAAAAGCCAAAUCAGCGUGUAAGUCAGAGUCAGUGACAGAUAUGAAAGCAGUGCCUAAAAACAAGGUUGUUGCUGAGGUGAAGAGAAGAGCCUUGUCAGAGCCUAAGACUGUUGUCAAAGCCAUGGCAGAUUUCAGUCCCAAGGUUGAGAAUGAGGCUACCAGCUCCACAUGUAAAAAUGAGAUUUGUAUUGAUGCCUGGUUCUGGUGUGGGGAAGAGGCCAGUAUCAAUUCCUGGUUCUGGACUGGAGAAGAGGCUAGUAAUUGUUCUAGUGCUAAGAAUGAAGGCAAAGGUAAUUCUGUUGCCCGGGUCUGUGCUAAGGAGUUGGAGCCUGUGGCUGGGCCCAGCCAUAAGCCUAGGUCAGGGGCUGAGGAAGAGGAGGAAGAGAAUGUUAUUGGGAACUGGUUUUGGGAAGGAGAUGAUACUAGUUUUGACCUUAAUCCUAAACCUGUGUACAGGAUAGUUAGGCCUCAGCCUGUGGAUGAAAUUAAUGAAAAAAAUAGACCUAAGAAUUGGUCUGAGGUAACUAUCUGGCCCAAUGCCCCUGCUGUAAUUCCAGCAGUGUUAGGAUAUAGAUCCCAGGUCUCAUGUGAGACAAAGCCUCCUUCAUAUCUUGUUCUAGCUUCAGCUGAGGAAAAUACCCAUUCUUUGCCUGCGUCAACAGCCUGCCAUUCUAGGAACACUCGCUCAUGCUCACAACCUAUCCCUGAGUGCCCAUUUGGUUCGGACCCUUGCAUCCAGACCAUAGAUGACAUUAGACGCCAAAUCAGGAUCAGGGAGCUAAAUGGGAUUAAGCCAUUUGCUUGCCCUUGCAAAAUGGAAUGCUACUUGGAUUCUGAGGAAUUUGAAAAACUUGUUAACUUACUUAAGUCAACUACUGAUCCUCUCAUUCAUAAAAUAGCCCAGAUUGCAAUGGGUAUCCAUAAUGUUCAUCCAUUUGCUCAAGAAUUUAUUAAUGAAGUAGGUAUAGUGACACUUAUUGAAAGCUUGCUCAGUUUUCCUUCCCUUGACGUGAGAAAAAAGACUGUAAUUACUCUGAAUCCUCCUUCUGGGGAUGAAAGGCAACACAAGGUUGGAUUACAUGUUAAGCAUAUGUGUAAGGAAACUGUGUCAUUUCCCUUAAAUUCACCUGGACAGCAAUCUGGAUUAAAGAUACUAGGGCAACUGACUGCUCAGUCUGUCCAUCACUACAUUGUUGCCAAUUACUUUUCAGAGCUUUUCCAUUUGAUUUCCGUGGGAAAUUGUAAAACCAGAAAUCUUGUUUUGAAAGUACUUUUGAAUAUGUCUGAAAAUCCAACUGCAGCCAGAGAUAUGAUCGAUAUGAAGGCAUUGGCAGCAUUAAAACUCAUUUUUAACCAGAAAGAGGCAAAAGCCAACCUUGUUAAUGCAGUGGCCAUAUUUAUUAACAUAAAGGAGCAUAUCAGAAAGGGCUCAAUUGUAGUUGUCGAUCACUUGAAUUAUAAUGCACUCAUGGCCAUUUUCCGAGAAGUUAAAGGGAUUAUUGAAUCAAUGUAAAAUGAGCCAGAAAUAAAAGAGAACAUAUUGAACCAUCUUCAAACUCUUAGCAAGCUGUAUAUUCCCAAAGAGCCUUGCAUCAUGUUUUGGUUAUUACAGUGUGUGCACUAUUUGAGCUAGACCAUUUGAGGGUAUCAAAUGAAUAAUUACAUCUUGAGCUGAAAACAUUGGUUAAUUUUUAUCUUUUUUAGAUCGGCACUUUUUAACAUUUUACUUGAGAAGGUACUGAACCAUUUCAUUAUAAGUAAGCCCAUUUGUUCAUUAGUAUCUGCUUAGAUCCAUUUAUGUUUACAAAUGACAAAAAAAGAAAAUAUCCUUAAAUUAAGGCAUAUAUAUACAAAGAUAACAAUAUCUAAGAGUGUAUGUGCAUGUGUGCAUACACAUGGGUGAGAUAUUCUCAUUGCCAAAUGUGCCCUCUGAAUAUGUAAAGAGGCAGGGGUUGCUAUAGGCCAGUGAUUGAUUCUCAACCCUCCUAAUGCUGCGACCUUUUAAUAUAGUUCCUGUAGGUCGCGACCCACAGUUUGAGAACUGCUGCUGUAGGCUAUUUAAUGUAAGAGCAGUUACUGUUGUCACCCUAUUCUGGCUAUAUCAGACAAUAAUUCUACAACACAGUAAUGACCCAGAAUCUCAGAUAAAAUGUAGUGUUUGGUCUUUUUUUUUUUUAUUUAGCUACUACAUUUGUAAUUCUUAAAUUCUUAAACUUUUUCAUUUGUGUCAAAGUCAUUUCACUGAAGAGAAGAGAAGAAACAUUUCAUGAAUAUUUGUUUCGUGCCAAACACUUCGUUGGCACUAUAUUGUACAAAUUUUUUCCCCUCACAGUGGGCAGGUGGCAUAGCUGUUUUACCUGAUACUAAAGCCAGUCUUACCACCCUACUUUACAGUCUUCUUUACUUUUUAAGUUGAUGUCCCUCAAUGCUCAGAGACUGGUUUUAAUGGUUUAACUUUGUGGUAGAUGAUAUCCUUGCCAAGUGUUUCAGUUCUUAACUUCCUCCAAAUGCACGUGUCCAUUAGGCAUUUGGUUAACCUGGCUGGAGGUCAGGAGAAAAGUCUGAGAUGAAUGUGUGGAUUUUACCUGAAGUAUCUGGGAAAUAGUAAGUGCCCAAAAUGUUGUUCAAUGAAUAAGAUGUAGAUUAGGGGGCGGCGCCUGUGCCUCAGUGGAUAGGGCACCAGCCUCAUAUACCGAGGGUGGCAGGUUCAAACCCAGCCCCAGUCAAACUACAACAACAACAAAUAGCCAGGCGUUGUGGCGGGCGCCUGUAGUCCCAGCUACUCAGGAGGCUGAGGCAAGAGAAUCACCUAAGCCCAGGAGUUGGAGGUUGCUGUGAGCUGUGUGACGUCACGGCACUCUACUGAGGGCAAUAAAGUGAGACUCUGUCUCUAAAAAAAAAAAAAAAAGAUGUAGAUCAGGAGUCAUCUGCAAGUGAAAUUGGUUAUCCUUUGUAUCCAUUUGUAUUUUUUUUCAGAGAGCUAUAAUCUUGCUGUAUAUUGCUUUAUAUCCUGUAUUUAGAAAGGUGGGUUUUAUCCUCCUUGCAAAAUCAUACCUUGAUAUUUGUAACAUGUAUGAUUUAUUCUCCUGUGUGCCACAGGAAAGGCCUAAGGGCUUUUUUGUUUCAGCCUGGCUCAUUUCUACAUUUGUACCAGCUAAAAGUGUAUGGAAUAAACUUAAGAGAAAUUCAUACUGAGAACUCUAGCUUCAACAACCCCAAACAGGAAAGCUGAGAGAGAGGCUGUUAUCUCAACUUGUAAGACAAUGGUUUAUGAAAGUCUGCAUGGUCCAGAAAGCAUUCCCAGAACUUUUAGGCUAUGGUUUUGUUCUCUAGACUUGUGAUUACAGCCCCGGUCUGAGCUAAAGAGAAAGUCUUUUUGUGAAAAUGUGGGGUUAUGUACUUUGAUAUUUUCAGACAGUUAAGAAAUUAAAACAAGAUCAUUCUGUAAAUAUGUUUGUAACUUGCUUCCCCACUAACUGUAUAUUGUGAACAUUUUUCCACAUUAAUAUAAUAUGCCUUUGUAAUAUAUUUUUGAACCCUUAAAUGUUUUUCCUAUGUUAACACUGGUGUUUUGUAAUCUUUCAUUGCAUAUUCUCUUUUUCUUUAAUUUUUUAAAUUAAAUCAUAGCUGUGUACAUUAAUGCAUUUAUGGGAUACAAUGUUCUGGUUGUAUAUACAAUUUGAAAUACUUACAACAAACUAGUUAACAUAGCCUUCACCGUACUUUCUUAAUUAUUGUGUUAAGACAUUUAUACUGUACACUUAGAUUUGACAUGUACCCUUGUAAAAUGUACCAUAGGUAUGGUACGACCAAUUACCCUCCCUCCACCCAUCCUCCCCCCUCCCCUCCCC